AUGCCACCAAAAAAAAAACCAACAACAACCACAAAUUUUGUGCAGCAAUCAUCAAGUUCAAAUAUAGCGAUCCCAGCAACAAUAAAUUUAGCAAAUAGCACCAAUAGCACAAAUACAUCAACUUCAGCAACUGCAAGUACUGCACAAAAGAAAAUUCAGUGGUAUUGGGCAGGUGAUAGCAACAACAGUACGGGAAGUGUACAAGAUAUUUUAAUAGAAUAUGAUUCAAAGAUAAAUUCUGAAAUUGAAUCACAAUUUCAACAAUUUCAAUUAAAACCAAAAUCAAUUAAACUUUCAAAAUUCAAAGUCGAUAAUGAUAGAUAUAUUAAUUUUAAAACAAUGUGUCAAACAAGAUAUGAUGAUCCAAAUAAAAAUAGAUCUGUUGAAAGAAAAGAAAUCAUCCCAGGUACUGCACCAACAGCACCAUCAGUUUCAAUUAAAGGAAGAGAUAAACCAAAAAAAAGAAAAUCUACGGAUUCAGAUAGUGAAAGUGAUAGCGAUAGCGAUAGUAGUGACAGCGAUAGUAGUGACAGCGAUAUUAGCUCGGAUUCAGAUAGCGAUGAUGAGGAUUAUAUAGCAAAAUGGUAUUGGGCAGGUGAUAGCAAUGGUGGUCCAUCAAAAGGAGGCGGCCAUCAAGAUGUUUGGGUUGAAUACGAUAACAAAAUGUGUAAAAAUUUAGAAAAAGCAUUUCAAAAUAAUGAUAAGAAAUACAAGGUUGAUAAGGAACGUUUUGUAGAUUUACAAAAUAUGUUACAAAGAAGGUGUGAUGAUGAAAGUAAAAGAAGAAAUGUAAAAAGAGAAGACCCAAAGAAAACCAAAAAAGCCAAAAAAUCAAAUGUUUCAACUGCUCAACAAAUUAAUAAUGCAAUUAACGCUGUUGCUUCAUCACAUGGCACUACUAGCACAGCUGUUGCUCCAAUUACGAAAAAUGCAAGCAGCAAAAGCAUAUCAGAUACCACAACAACAACCACUACUACAGCAGUCUCAAAUAAUAAAGCUACACUUGCACCAACUAUGAGCCAAAUUUCAAUCUCAAGCAUUAUCAAAUGUCCAGACACAUGGACCAAUGUUGACUCUAUGGACUAUAAAGAAAUCGAUAUUAAACCAUCCGAAAGUGAAUUCAAAUGGAUGUCUAAACUAUUCACCAAUACUAUUGCACCAAUUCACAAGGGUAUGGCAACUCUUUCACCAAUUGUUUUUAAUGAUCUUGUUGUUUCAAGAGUUACCAGAAUUCAAAAUCCAAUGCAAUGGGUAAGAUAUCACGGACGUAAACAAAAAAUUUUAGACGAUAAUAAAGGCAAGUGCUCCCCAAUCUAUAGUGUAUUGACUGAUGUUUCAACUGGUCCAGAGGUUGAUAGAAAUGCAAAUGAAUUCUUUUUGUUCCAUGGUUUAAAUAUAAGCUCUAUUACUGGUAUUGCUAAGUUUGGUUUUGAUCCACGUUUUUGUUCUUUAGAGGGUAUGUAUGGUGCUGGUUUAUAUUUUGCUGAAAAUUCUUCAAAAUCAAAUCAAUAUUGCCAUGGUAAAAGUUGCACAGCUUCUGGGUUUUUAAGUUCAAGUUGUCACUGUUCAGCUAAAGAUGAAAUCUGUAUUUUAGUAUGCCGUGUAACAUUAGGUGAUGCAUUAGUUGAGAAUGUAUACCGUGGAAAUACUAAAGGUAGCUUUUGGCAUGGACGUAGAACAGAACCAAAGAAACCCGAUGGUGUUAGUAUUUAUAAUAGUGUUGUUGGUGAAUCAAAACCUAACUAUGGUCCAAAAGCAGCUCUUCAAUUAAGAGAAUACAUUGUUUAUGAAAGUAGUCAAGUUUAUUCAGAGUACAAAGUUUAUUUCCAUCGUAAAAAAUAA
Messenger RNA from Dictyostelium purpureum, 1842 nucleotides. RefSeq lists its product as uncharacterized. Gene Ontology annotation, molecular function: NAD+ poly-ADP-ribosyltransferase activity; zinc ion binding. The transcript has 3 exons. Lineage: Eukaryota; Evosea; Eumycetozoa; Dictyosteliales; Dictyosteliaceae. Bases 1 to 1842 code for a protein of 613 amino acids. The record is from RefSeq and is a predicted model, not a curated record.